AUGGCGGCCUCACGCGCGCUCCUCCCCAGCCCGCAGGCGAGCGCGAGCCCCGCUCGGGCGCGGGCCCGCCUGGCCGUGCCGUCCUCGCUCAUCACGCUCGCAGCGCGCGGCGGGGCCAAGGCCAACAGCACGCGGCUCCGCGUCCGGUGCGCGGUCCUGUCGUCGCCUGCGCCCGUGGCGCCCUCGGAGUCGAAGCCGGCGCACCGGAUCUCGCGGUCCGGUUCCGACGGCGCGCUGCGGCCCAAGCCGGCGGUGCUGGUGGCCGAGAAGCUGAGCGAGGCCGGCCUGGCCGUCCUGCGGGAGUUCGCGGACCUGGAGUGCGCCUACGGCAUGUCCCCGGCCGAGCUCCUCGCGAAGGUGUCCCAGUUCGACGCGCUCAUCGUGCGCAGCGGCACCAAGGUGACGCGGGAGGUGCUGGAGGCGGGGAGGGGCCGGCUGCGGGUGGUGGGCCGCGCGGGCGUCGGGAUCGACAACGUCGACCUCCAGGCCGCCACGGAGGUCGGGUGCCUCGUCGUCAACGCGCCCACGGCCAACACCGUCGCCGCCGCCGAGCACGGCAUCGCGCUGCUCGCCUCCAUGGCGCGCAACGUCUCGCAGGCGGACGCGGCGCUCAAGGCCGGUAAAUGGCAAAGAAACAAGUACGUGGGGGUUUCUCUGGUGGAAAAGACUCUGUCCAUCAUGGGCUUCGGGAAGGUUGGCUCAGAGGUAGCGAGGCGAGCGAAAGGGCUCGGGAUGCAUGUGAUAGCUCAUGAUCCCUAUGCCCCUGCUGAUCGAGCCCGUGCCCUCGGAGUAGAGCUGGUAUCUUUCGACGAGGCCAUCGCAAGAGCCGAUUUCAUCUCCCUCCACAUGCCACUGAUACCGACAACAUCCAAGAUCUUCAACGACGAGUCCUUCGCAAAGAUGAAGACUGGUGUCCGGAUCAUCAAUGUGGCCAGGGGUGGAGUGAUCGAUGAAGAUGCUCUAGUGAGGGCCCUUGACUCUGGCAAAGUUGCUCAGGCGGCUCUUGAUGUCUUCACCGUGGAGCCCCCACCGAAGGACAGCAAGCUGGUGUUGCAUGAGAACGUGACUGUAACACCCCACCUUGGAGCAAGUACUGUCGAGGCUCAGGAAGGCGUCGCUAUCGAGAUUACGGAAGCCGUGGUUGGUGCGUUGAGAGGGGAGCUCGCAGCAACAGCUGUGAAUGCGCCCAUGGUCCCAGCUGAGAUCAUGUCAGAGCUGGCUCCAUAUGUUUCUCUGGCUGAGAAGCUCGGGAGGCUGGCGGUGCAGCUCGUGGCCGGCGAGAGCGGCAUCAAGGGCGUGAAGGUGGUGUACACCACAGCCCGUGGCCCCGACGACCUGGACACUCGGCUCCUCCGCGCGAUGGUGACCAAGGGCCUGGUGGAGCCCGUGUCCAGCACAUUCGUGAACCUGGUGAACGCAGACUACACGGCGAAGCAGCGCGGCCUCCGCAUCACGGAGGAGCGCGUCGCGCACGACAGCCCGGCAGCGGAGGCACCGCUGGAGUCCGUCCAGGUUCGCCUCUCGAAUGUGCAGUCCAAGUUUGCGGGUGCGAUCAGCGACGGCGGGGACAUCGUCCUGGAGGGCCGGGUCAAGUACGGCGUGCCGCACCUCACCCUCGUGGGACCCUAUGAGGUGGACGUCAGCCUGGAGGGCAACCUGAUCCUGUGCCGGCAGAUCGACCAGCCCGGGAUGAUCGGCAAGGUCGGGAACAUCCUCGGCCAGAGGAACGUCAACAUCAGCUUCAUGAGCGUCGGCCGGACGUUCCGUGGCAAGCAGGCGAUCAUGGCCAUCGGCGUUGACGAGGAGCCUGACAAGGAGACGCUGGAGAAAAUUGGGGCCAUUCCGGCGAUCGAGGAGUUCGUUUUCCUCGAGCUAUGA
Miscanthus lutarioriparius is the source of this 1878-nucleotide messenger RNA. The record is from the annotation of a GenBank genome assembly. Lineage: Eukaryota; Viridiplantae; Streptophyta; Magnoliopsida; Poales; Poaceae.